Bipolaris maydis ATCC 48331 is the source of this 265-nucleotide messenger RNA. The record is from RefSeq and is a predicted model, not a curated record. NCBI's taxonomy places the organism in Eukaryota, Fungi, Ascomycota, Dothideomycetes, Pleosporales, Pleosporaceae.
AUGAGCGUGGGCAGUGAAAAAUGGGUCGUGACACAGCACAAUCCAACCAAAAACGCCGCUUCAAAGGAGGUCAGAGAAACACAAGCUGGCACGAGCAACCGCCCUGUCGUUUCGAUAUACAACAUGGAUAGGUCAUUUCCGAUCCAAGCUCAAAAGGCAGUAUGCCACGAGCCUUGAUUUUUUUGAAAUGCAGGCGCAAAAAAGGAUACCCUGGGUUUCAUAAAGUGGAUAGCAACUACCAAUCAACUCCCACCAUUUCCUGUGC